AUGGCUUCAACCUCUAUGCAAAUCGACAAAACUUCAGUUGAAUCACCACAAAUUCCCUCACUAGAAUCUCUAUUAAGAAAUUCCGCAAAACGUACACGUGCAAUGUUUCUAGAAAGAACAAACAUUUCAGACUCGGUUACGGUCUUGGAGGUAGAAGAAAGUCAACGGGUAAAACUUCGCGUAAAGCUUAACGAUGAAUACCAUGACGUACAAGAGUUACCACCAGCGGUAUUGGCACAACAGGGCAAAGUAACGCGAUCACAAAAGCAACAACCCGCCAAUAUUGAAGGACCUAUAGAGAAAUCGACCGCAUCCAGUAAAAAUGGAUCAAAUAAUAAAGUAUUGCAAAUAAGUGGAGGUCAUCUUUUUCCUUCUGCACCUGGUGUUACUCUCUCUAACGAAACUGCCAUUGAAGCUGAAGUAUCAGAGAGUAGUAUUUCGCGUCUAAUUGAUAGUCUACCACCGACAAAAGCACAAGAAGAAGCCGCAAAACAUGCUCAUGGUGUUAUUGCGAUAAGACAAAAAGCUGGAUUUAGAGCUGGACCAGAGGCAAGCACCGGAUCUCUUAUUCGACGUCAAACGCCAAAGUCAGUAAAACCGGGAUGGCAUGCACCCUGGGUACUAAUGAGAGUUAUUAGUGGACAUUUGGGUUGGGUGAGAUCAGUCGCAGUAGAACCAGGUAAUAAAUGGUUCGCCACCGGAGCUGGGGAUAGGACGAUUAAGAUAUGGGAUUUAGCUUCUGGCACUUUGAAGGUAACUCUUACAGGUCAUAUUUCGACUGUACGUGGCUUAGCAGUCUCGCCACGGCAUCCAUAUCUAUUUUCAUGUGGCGAAGAUAAGAUGGUAAAAUGCUGGGAUCUCGAACAAAAUAAAGUUAUUCGACAUUAUCACGGGCAUUUAUCGGGAGUCUAUUCUUUAAGCUUGCACCCUACAUUAGACGUAUUGGUUACCUCGGGAAGAGAUGCUACUGCAAGGGUUUGGGAUAUGCGUACAAAACAAUGUAUCCACGUUUUGGCUGGUCAUAACACAACCGUUGCCGAUGUAAAAUGUCAAGAGGCCGAUCCACAAGUAAUAACGGGUUCAAUGGACUCCACCAUUCGUCUUUGGGAUCUCGCUGCGGGAAAAACGAUGGCUACCCUUACACAUCAUAAAAAAUCUGUACGCGCUCUCGCAUUGCAUCCUAGCGAAUUCACCUUUGCAAGUGGAAGUGCGGAUAAUAUAAAGCAAUGGAAAUGUCCAGAAGGAACUUUUAUGCAAAAUUUUGAAGGGCAUCGUGCUAUCAUUAAUACUCUUACAGUAAACGCAGAUAAUGUUUUAUUUUCUGGAGCUGAUAAUGGUUCAAUGUCAUUCUGGGAUUGGAAAUCCGGGUACAGAUUCCAAACUAUGGAUGUAACUGUACAACCUGGAUCUCUUGAAUCUGAGGCGGGUAUUUUCGCGUGUACUUUUGAUCGUACGGGCUUGCGAUUGAUUACUUGCGAAGCUGACAAAACGAUAAAAGUGUAUAAAGAAGACCCAAAAGCUACUCCAGAAACGCAUCCUAUUGAUUGGAAACCUUCUUUGGUGCGGACGCGUUAUUAA
Ambispora gerdemannii is the source of this 1578-nucleotide messenger RNA. The record is from the annotation of a GenBank genome assembly. NCBI's taxonomy places the organism in Eukaryota, Fungi, Glomeromycota, Glomeromycetes, Archaeosporales, Ambisporaceae.